CGGAGGCGAAAACUAAAGCUCUGGACAAACGACAGACUGUAGGUGUUUUUGAAAUAGUUUGGAAGUGCCUUUCUUCCCCUCUUCCCGCUGCUCAGCGCCCUCCUCUCCCCUCCCCGUUUAUUAGUCAUGAUGGCGGAACUGUGAGCUUCGGGACGAGCAGGAAUGCACCGCCCGUCCUCGCUGAGCAAGUGUAUAUAGUUAUUUAUUUAUUCCGCCAACUUAUCCUCCCCCGCUAUGACCCGUUGGAUUCCCACUAAAAAAGAGAAGUAUGGAGUGGCAAUCUACAACUAUGAUCCCUCUGGCCAGCAGGAGCUGUGUCUACAGGUGGGGGACACGGUACACAUACUUGAGAAAUUUGAAGGCUGGUAUAGGGGCUACACUCUACGAAAGAAAUCACAGAGGGGCAUUUUCCCAGCUUGCUUCAUCCACUUGAAGGAGGCUACAGUAGAAGGAACAGGCCAGCAGGAAAUCAUUAUUCCAGCAGACGUACCUCUGGUUCAGGAGCUCAGUGCCACCCUGAGGGAAUGGGCGCAGAUAUGGCAAAAUCUCUAUGUGGCGAACAAGACAACCCUGUUCAGGAGUGUGCAGCAGAUGGCUUACAGCCUCAUCGAAUAUCGAUCUCAGAUAGUGUCGGGGACGCUGCCCAAGGAUGACCUUGUAGAGCUCAAAAAGAAAGUCACGGCAAAGAUUGAUUAUGGAAACCGGAUUCUGGGGUUGGACCUAGUAGUGCGAGAUGAAGCAGGAAACAUGCUGGACCCUGUACAGACCAGUACGGUCAGUCUGUUCCGGGCACAUGAGACGGCCUCCCGCAGUGUGGAUGACAGGAUACAAGAAGAGAAGGCACAGCCUGCAUUGUUUACUUUCUUACUCGCUACAAAACAGCAAAACAUGGAAUUCAGGCGUCAGAGUCUGUUCAGCACAGUUCAUACCUACAGUCUCCUCAUGAACCUAAAAAACUUUGUCUGUAAUAUCGGAGAAGAUGCCGAGCUGCUCAUGUCCCUGUAUGACCCCGACCAGUCCGAAUUCAUCAGUGAGAACUUCCUGGUGCGCUGGGACAGUAUGGGAAUGCCCAAAGAAAUCGAAAAACUCAACAACCUGCCAGCUUUAUUCACGGACCUGAGCAGCAGUGACUUGAUGAGGCAGCGAGUCUUCCUGGUGUGUCAGAUCAUCAGAGUGGGCAGCAUGGAGCUCAAAGAGGGCAAGAAGCAAACCAGCGGCUUGAGGAGGCCGUUCGGAGUAGCUGUGAUGGACAUAACAGACAUCGCCCAUGGCAAAGCAGAUGACGAGGACAAACAGCAUUUCAUCCCCUUUCAGCAGAUAGCUAUGGAAACCUACAUCCGCCAGAGGCAACUCAUCAUGUCUCCGCUCAUCCCCUCUCGGGUCAUAGGAGAGAAUGAGCCACUCACAGCUGUCUUCAACAAAGUCAUUGCCACGCGGGAGGUCAAUCACAAAGGCCAGGGGCUGUUUGUGACCCUGAAACUCCUCCCGGGGGAUCUCGCCCAAGUCAGGAAGGACUACCCCCACUUUGUAGACCGCAGCACGGCUAUCGUUAGGAAAAUGGGCUUCCCAGAAAUCAUCCUCCCAGGAAAUGUGAGAAAUGAUAUUUAUGUAACAUUGCUUCAGGGAGAGUUUGACCGUGGUAAGAAGAAGACCCCCAAAAAUGUUGAGGUUAUUCUGAGUGUGCACGACGAUGAAGGCAAUCCGAUGGAGAGAGCUAUAUUUCCCGGGGCUGGUUAUGAUGGUAUAACGGAGUACAAGUCUGUCAUCUAUUACCAGGUGAAGCAGCCUUGUUGGAAUGAAACAGUAAAGGUGACGAUUCCCAUUGAAGACGUGUGUCGCUGCCACCUGAGGGUGAUGUUUCGACACAGAUCCUCUCAAGACUCCAGGGACAAAUCGGAGAAACCCUUUGGCAUGGCCUUUGUGAAGCUCAUGAGAGUGGAUGGGACCACACUGAAAGAUGGCCGGCAUGAGCUUAUCGUCUAUAAGGUUGACAUAAAAAAGGUGGAGGAUGCAAAGGUUUAUCUCACCUUGCCAGCUACCUGGGCAGAAGUAGAGGAAAAGGAGAAGCAAACGGGGAAACAGUUUCAGCAUUCGGGGGCUAUUCCUGUGACUAAAGACAGCUUCCAGAUCGCCAUGCUCACCUGCUCCACUAAACUUACACAGAAUGUGGAUCUGCUCGGCCUGUUAAACUGGAGGUCGAACCCUGAGAAUCUGGAGCAGAUUUUGCAGAGUCUCAUGGGGGUGGAAGGAGGAGAGAUUGUCAAAUUCCUCCAGGACACUCUUGAUGCUCUGUUCAACAUCAUGAUGGAGACUUCAGAGAAAGACACCUAUGAUACCUUGGUGUUCAAUGCAUUGGUAUUUAUAAUCACCCUUAUUGGUGACAUCAAAUUCCAGCAUUUUAACCCAGUCCUGGAAACCUACAUCAACAAGCACUUCAGUGCCACAUUGGCUUACAUGAAGCUCACCAAGGUGCUUAACUUCUAUGUGGCCAAUGCGGAGGAUCGCAACCUAACAGAGAGGCUCUACUCGGCGCUCAAAGCACUAAAGUACCUUUUCAGGUUCAUUGUGCAGUCCCGGAUCCUUCAUCUCAGAUUCAAUGGAAACGGGGAAGAUGGAGAUGCUUUCUUAAACUCCAUGCGCACGCUUUUUCUCGCUUUCAACAGUCUAAUGGACAGACCAAUCGAUGAAGGAGUGAAGAUAAAGGGGGCAAUAUUGAAAUACCUCCCCAGCAUCAUUAAUGACAUCCAGACUGUGUUUGAUCCCGUGGAGCUCAGCAUUCUCCUUGCAAAGUUCAUCGAGAGCAUUCCAGAGUCGCAGCUUGUGCGUCAGAAGCUGGGCUGCAUGUGUAAAAUGGUGGAGAACUGCAGAGACGUGCUUCUUCCACUCGUUACUGAUCAGCUGAGUGGGCAGCUUGACGACCACUCCAGUAAACCAGACUAUGAGGCCUGUGUCCAACUUCUCAGCACGGUGUUGGACAGCUUGGACCGCAAAGAUGUGGGUCAGACCCGGGGGCACGUGCAGCUGAUAAUGGAGCGGCUCCUCCGCAGGGUUAAUCGAACUGUCAUCAGCAUGGACCGAUCCUAUCCUCUUAUUGGCCACUAUCUUGCCUGCAUGACGGCCAUCCUGAAGCAAAUGGAUGACAUGCAUUACGCCCACUACAUCAGCACCUUCAAAACGAGACAGGAUAUCAUUGACUUCCUCAUGGAGACAUUCAUCAUGUUUAAGGACCUAAUGGGAAAUGUCUUCCCCGCGGACUGGAUGGUCAUGAACUUGGUGCAGAUGCAAGUUUUCCUGAGGGCCAUCAACCAAUACUCCAAUGUGCUCAACAAGUAUUUCCUGGACCAAGCGCAUUUUGAGCUACAGCUGUGGAAUAAUUACUUUCAUUUGACCGUUGCGUUCCUCACUCACAAGACGCUGCAGCUGGAGUCUUUCUCUCAAGAGAAACGAAAUAAGAUACUGAAUAAGUAUGGAGACAUGAGAAGGACUCUUGGAUUUAAGAUCAGAGAUAUGUGGUACAACCUUGGCCCCCACAAAAUGAAGUUUAUCCCAGCUAUGGUCGGACCCAUUCUGGAGGUCACACUGGUGCCUGAGCCAGAACUGAGAAAGGCUACCAUCCCCAUUUUCUUUGAUAUGAUGCAGUGUGAGCAUAACUUCAGCCCUGGACGCACUUUUGAAAUGUUUGAGAAUGAAUUGAUAAAGAAAUUGGAUGAAGAGGUAGAGGGAGGCCGAGGGGAUGAGCAGUACAAAGGCUUGCUGGAGAAAACUUUGCUGGAGCACUGCAGACGACACAGAUACCUGGCCCAGUCCGGAGAGGAGCUGGCUCUUCUGCUCAGCAGCCUCCUGGAGAAUCUCUUGGCUUACCGCACCAUCACACAUGAUGAAAGUCCUGAGCAUCGCAUGAGCUGCACUGUCAACGUGCUGAAUUUCUAUAAAGAAAAGAAACGGGAAGACAUUUACAUUCGGUACUUGUACAAGUUGCGAGAUUUGCACCUGGACUGUGAGAACUACACGGAGGCCGCCUACACUCUACUGCUACAUGCUGAAUUGCUGGAGUGGUCAGACAAACCUUGUGCACCUCAUCUGAUACCAAGAGAGGGAGAGCAUGUGUUCACCCAGCAGGAGCUGAAGGAAAGGCUGUUUCAGGAGAUCAUAUGUUAUUUGGACAAGGGCAAGAUGUGGGAGAAGGCCAUUGAACUGGGCAAACAGCUGGCAAAGAUGCAGGAGGGCCACAUGUUUGACUUCAUGGAGCUGAGCCAGCUGCUGAAAAAACAAGCUGAAUUCUAUGAAAACAUAAUGCAUGCAAUGAGGCCACAGCCAGAGUACUUUGCAGUUGGAUAUUAUGGACUUGGAUUCCCUUCUUUCCUCAGGAACAAGAUGUUCAUCUACAGAGGCAAAGAGUACGAGUGGCUUGAGGACUUCAGCUUAAAGCUCCUUUCGCAGUUUCCGGCAGCAGUUCGGAUGACCAGCACAGCUCCCCCUGGAGAAGACAUUUGCAACUCUCCUGGACAACACAUCCAGUGCUUUACGGUGAAGCCAGUUUUCACAGUGCCACACCAGUUCAAAGACAAGGGGGUUCCAGAGCAGAUAUUAAACUAUUAUAGGACCAAUGAAGUGGACCAGUUCCAGUACUCCAGGCCCUUCCGGAAAGGUGAAAAGGACCCAGACAACGAAUUUGCAACCAUGUGGAUUGAGAGAACAACUUAUAUUGCUGCCUACCGCUUCCCAGGCAUUCUCAAGUGGUUUGAAGUCAAAUCGGUCUCAGUGGAGGAAAUCAGUCCUUUGGAAAACGCCAUAGAAACAAUGGAGAUGGCAAAUGAAAAACUGAGUAACCUUGUCCAGCAGCAAGCCUGUGAUCGCUCGCUGUCUGUCAACCCUCUGUCCAUGAUGCUCAGCGGCAUCGUUGACCCGGCUGUCAUGGGUGGAUUCUCCAACUAUGAAAAGGCAUUCUUCAAAGACACCUACAUCCAAGAGCACCCAGAAGACCUUGAACGUAUCGAGGUCCUGAAGCAUCUGAUUGCCUUGCAGAUUCCUGUUUUGGCAGAUGGAAUUCGCAUCCAUGGGGAGAAAGCGAGGGAGGAGCUGAAGCCCUUACACAAUCGUCUAGUCACUUGCUUCCAAGACCUUCGGGAGAAAGUGGAAAAGCAUUAUGGCGUCAUAACCUUGCCCUGCUCUCUGACAGAGAGGAAGAAGAGUCGUGUGGGAUCCAUGGUGAUGCCUUACAUCUUGUCUUCCACUCUGCGUCGCAUGUCUACAGUCUCAACCCUCUCCAGCACCUCCUCUGGCCUCUCCAGUGGCUCUGCCUCCUCAGACUCCUCGUUGUCCCGUCCCAAUGACCACAGGGCUUCCGUUCUGUCUCGCUGUGUUGAGGACAACAGGAUUGCUCGAAAGAAUAGAAAAGAGUGGAGCGUGAGCAAAUCCCAAGUUCUACUGGAGAGACUCUCUGAUGCGGAAGAUACUUAUUCAGAGAAGCAUCAGAGACCCAAAAGUUUACAGUUAGGUGACAGACGGCUCACCUUGUCCCUGUUCCAGGGUGUUUCAUCCCAGCUCAGCCUGUCUAACCCACUCAGCCCACUCCCUGCCUCUCCACACACACCACGCAGCUCCAGUUACUCAUCACUUCUCAGUGACAACGAUGCCAAUAAUGUUGACACCCCAGGGACCCCCCCACCCAUGCCUCCGAAGAAACACCCGCACGAGAUUGACAACCCUGGAUUCUCUUCAGAGUUCACGCCGCCAUUACCAGUGAAGAUUGAGAGCAAGCCUCCCCCACCUCCUCCAAAGACGCGAAAGUCAAUGUUCCCCUCAUACGAGAAUAGCCCCCAGUAAAGCUACACCUACACACAGACCUUGAAGUUCUACUAAUUCUCUCAUUUGACUGUGAGGAGAGCACAGUUUCAUUUGUGACUUUGUGGAAUUGCCACAGUUGGGUACAGAAAGCAGAAAAUGUGGGGCGGAUGCAAAAUUCCAUUUCAGGUUCCAUGUAAAACUAAGCAGGCACUUGUUCUCUAAUUUUUUAAGAUGGAAGGAAGGAUUUAUGCGGUGUGGAUCUCAUAAGACGGUAGUAUGUUGCAGAAGUCGAUGUAUGAGUUGUUUUUGAUACAUUUUUGGUACAGUCUUAGAUUUUUUGCGCUUUUUAAGUUA
Menidia menidia (Atlantic silverside) is the source of this 6141-nucleotide messenger RNA. The record is from the annotation of a GenBank genome assembly. NCBI's taxonomy places the organism in Eukaryota, Metazoa, Chordata, Actinopteri, Atheriniformes, Atherinopsidae.